Meloidogyne enterolobii is the source of this 241-nucleotide messenger RNA. NCBI's taxonomy places the organism in Eukaryota, Metazoa, Nematoda, Chromadorea, Rhabditida, Meloidogynidae. The record is from the annotation of a GenBank genome assembly.
GAUGCCAAAUUUUAGAAUAUUUACAGCUCUGUCAAAAAGAUUUUUGUUUAAUAAUUAUUUACCUUCAAAAUACAAUAAAAGGUUAAUGUCUACCGAAAAGAAAACCAAUCUUUUGUUUAAUGAAAAAUCUCCGUAUUUGCUUCAACAUGCAACAAAUCCUGUUAACUGGUAUCCAUGGGGAGAUGAAGCUUUUAAAAAAGCGAAGAUUGAAAACAAGCCAAUAUUUUUAUCAGGUUUUUAG